AUGCUGUCGAAAUCGGCGGUGAUCUUGGCGUGCCGCUUUUCACAUUCAUGGAGACACCAAAGAAGCAUCCUGGCGAAAUCGAUGAAACCCAUGUAUCGAUCGGAGGCCCUGCCGGUGAUGUUUUCAGGGUCGAUGGAGUCGGCGAUCGGAGCGCCGAACACGUUCCUCCGAUACAAUAGCUCCAUCGCGUGCUUCACCGUGUCUCCGGCUUUCAGCUCCGUAACCGAGACAUCUAAAGGGAAUUGA
Molecule: messenger RNA, 246 nt
Organism: Linum trigynum
Lineage: Eukaryota; Viridiplantae; Streptophyta; Magnoliopsida; Malpighiales; Linaceae
Source: the annotation of a GenBank genome assembly